Messenger RNA from Chlorocebus sabaeus (green monkey), 5585 nucleotides. It is a transcript of the gene PARP15, whose product is annotated as poly(ADP-ribose) polymerase family member 15. The record is from RefSeq and is a predicted model, not a curated record. Gene Ontology annotation, cellular component: nucleus; cytoplasm. NCBI's taxonomy places the organism in Eukaryota, Metazoa, Chordata, Mammalia, Primates, Cercopithecidae. Gene Ontology annotation, biological process: negative regulation of gene expression; protein poly-ADP-ribosylation. Gene Ontology annotation, molecular function: transcription corepressor activity; NAD+ poly-ADP-ribosyltransferase activity.
CACUGCACUCCAGCCUGGGCAACAGAGCGAGACUCCGUCUCAAAAAAAAAAAAAAAAAAGUUUAGUACUGUUUUUGGUUUGAUUUCCAUACAGAAGUUAGGUACUAUUUCCUUUUUUAUCGAUUGGGUCAUUUUUAUUGAUCAGAUCUAAAACACAGAGCUCGAUGCAAAGAUUAACAUAUUAAUAAUUUUGGAGGUCCAAGCCCAAGGAGAAACAAAAAGAGAAGUGAGGCAAAGUAAGAUGUAAUGCAAUGCAGUGCUAGGAGUUAUCACCCUGGUUCCUGCUUCACAAUGAGCCUGAUGCUGCUGGUCUGGGAAUUACAUUUAGAGAUCCACUGGCCUAGAAAAUAGAGUUUAAACUCAGCAGCAUGGCUAUUAGAGAUUUCUCAUGCCACUUUUCAUACUUUGUGUUCCUUCCUCACCACCAAGUCCCUAGGGUUCAGUCACACCAGACUACAAGAUUUUCCAAAGCACAGUCUAUACUUUCAUUCGUGUGAUCUUUGUUCUGUGUAAUCCACCCCCUACUCCUGCUCUCUGCAUGACAGAUGAUGAAGGAAGGAACUCUGAAGAGAGAGAGGGAGAGAGAGACACACCUCAUUCUCAUUCUUCACCUCAUUUUCCUCUUAGAAAAUCCCCUACUCAUCAUCCAAGGUCUUACUGAAAUGCCACUACUAUAGAAACUUUUCUCCAAUCUUGUCUCUAAAUUACAACAAACCACUGAUUUCUGUUAUCCUAAUACUUUACAUGUGUCUCAAUGCAAAUACGAUACCAAAACCCAUUGCCUUGCUCUCUGCCUUGGAGGUGGUACAGAGGGCUGACCUCUGAGUACCACAUCAGCUCCAUUCUCUGAUUACUCAUUGGGUUCUGCAGUGGGAGAUACCAGCACGAGACUGGAAGGCAGAGGGAGAGAGUACUUGAGACGCUUAUACUCCCCUGGCUGUCUCCGGAAAGCAGUCAUGGAUCCUACCUGCUGGCACUUUCCUAUGGGUAUAGCUCUUACCAAGUUCAGGAGAUGCCCCCUCCCUUGCCCCUUCAGCCUAGAUGGUAAGGAGAGGAGGCUGCUUCGCCAUCUCUCACUGGUUUCCUUAAUCCUUUGCCCACACCUGUGUAAAUAAUUUCUUUAUUAAAUUAUCCUCAAUGAUUAAUUUUGAGUAUACCACCGGUAUACUGCCAGGACUUUUUGUGAUACACCAGGUAACUGUAUUAAUCUAUGUUUUAUUUCUCCAUCUUCUUACUUCCCCCCUCACUCCAAAGAGAAGGGAUCUGUCUAAUUCAUCUUUAUAAUCUCAACACAGUGCCAGGCAUAUCAAAGGCCUUCAAUACGCGUUGAUUGUUAAAUAAUGCCUUGUUGGGCCAGAGGGGAACCUGACUCCAGCCCUGGCUUAGGGAGCACAGGAAAGAACCCAGUGUAUUUUUCUAAAGAUGGGUGUGUAGGGAGAUUUGGGGGGCAAGGAAUGGGAUGCCCAGCAGAAAAGGAAAGGAAAACCGAUUUUUGUGUUUUAAUGUGUCAGGCAUUCUACAGACUUUAUCUCAUUUAAUCUUCAUGAUAAUAACAUAAAAUAGCUAUGGCUGUGCCCAUUGUACAGAUGCUAUCGACUAAGGCUACACAACUAAUAAAACUGCAGAGCCCAAGACUUUGACCCAGGAUUUGUCAAAGGGCGACAAAAUCCUGAGGCAGCUGUUUGUGGACUUGCGGCCUCAAUGUUUGGCAGAAGCGGUUUUCAGAGAAAAGAAAGCGAAAGAAGUUCGAGGUACAAGCCUGUUGGGUGGGAUGCACUUGCAGUCUGGGCGAGCCGAGGAUGGUUGCCCCAGGCCCCUUCCUGCAGCUGCUCUGAGUGCAGGGGCUCCGACCUCCGAAGAACUUGCGAACCGAGUUGCGUGUACUUCCAGAGCCGGACGAGAUCCGGAGGCGGGGAGCGUGCGGCUGGCCGGGAACCCUGGGGCGCGUCAGGCCUUCCGGCGCUCUUCCUUCGGGAGGAUGUCCAGAGACAAGUUCAGCAAGAAAGAUUGCCUUUCAAUCAGGAAUGUUGUAGCUUCAAUCCAAACCAAAGAAGGUCUGAAUCUCAAGUUGAUAAGUGGAGAUGUUCUAUACGACUGGGCUGAUGUCAUUGUCAACACUGUUCCCAUGAAUCUUCAGCUUGGAGGAGGACCACUAUCUCGGGCACUUUUGCAGAAAGCUGGUCCCAUGCUCCAGAAAGAGUUAGAUGACAGCAGGCGGGAAACAGAGGAAAAAGUGGGUAACAUAUUCAUGACAAGUGGCUGCAAUCUGGACUGCAAAGCUGUGCUCCAUGCCGUGGCUCCAGAUUGGAAUAAUGGAGCGGGGACUUCUUGGCAGAUCAUGGCAAAUAUAGUCAAGAAAUGUUUGACAACUGUAGAAGUGCUAUCUUUCUCAUCAAUCACAUUUCCCAUGAUUGGAACAGGCAAUUUGCGGUUUCCCAAAGCUGUUUUUGCUAAACUAAUCCUUUCAGAAGUGUUCGAAUACAGUAGCAGCGCAAGGCCGAUAACUAAACCUUUACAAGAAGUCCACUUUCUGGUAUAUACAAAUGACGAUGAAGGCCUUCAGGCAUUUUUAGAUGAAUUCACUAAAUGGUCAAGAAUAAAUCCCGACAAGGCCAGGAUUCCCAUGGCUGGAGAUACCCAAGGUGUGGUCGGGACUGUCUCUAAGCCUUGUUUCACAGCAUAUGAAAUGAAAAUUGGUGCAAUUACUUUUCAGGUUGCUACUGGAGAUAUAAUCACUGAACAGGUAGAUGUUAUUGUAAACUCAACAACAAGGACAUUUAAUCUGAAAUCAGGUGUGUCAAAAGCUAUUUUAGAAGGUGCUGGACAAGCUGUGGAAAAUGAAUGUGCUGUAUUAGCUGCACAGCCACACGGAGAUUUUAUAAUUACACAAGGUGGAUGCUUAAAGUGCAAAAUAAUAAUUCAUGUUCGUGGGGAAAAUGAUGUCAGGAAAACAGUCACCAGUGUUCUAGAAGAGUGUGAACAGAGGAAGUACACAUCAGUUUCCCUUCCAGCCAUCGGAACAGGAAAUGCCGGAAAAAAUCCAGUCACAGUUGCUGAUAACAUAAUCGAUGCUAUUGUAGACUUCUCAUUGCAGCAUUCCACCACAUCAUUAAAAACCGUUAAAGUUGUCAUCUUUCAACCUGAGCUGCUAAAUGUAUUCUACGACAGCAUGAAAAGAGACCUCUGCGCAUCACCGAACUUUCAGUCCACGUUCUCCAUGACUACAUAUAAUCUUCCUGAACACUGGACUGACAUGAAUCAUCAGCUGUUUCGCAUGGUCCAGCUAGACCCAGGACAACCAGAAUAUAAUACCAUAAAGGACAAGUUCACCCAAACUUGUUCUUCCUACACAAUAGAGAAGAUUGAGAGGAUACAGAAUGCAUUUCUCUGGCAGAGCUACCAGGUAAAGAAAAGGCAAAUGGAUAUCAAGAAUGACGAUACGAAUAAUGAGAAACUCCUCUUCCAUGGGACAGAUGCAGACUCAGUGACAUAUGUCAAUCAGCAUGGCUUUAAUCGAAGUUAUGCUGGGAAGAAUGCUGUAUUCUAUGGAAAAGGAACCUAUUUUGCUGUAGAUGCCAGUUAUUCUGCCAACGACACCUACUCCAAGCCGGACAGCAAUGGGAGAAAGCACAUGUACGUUGUGCGAGUACUUACUGGAGUCUUCACACAGGGACAUGCAGGAUUAGUUACCCCUCCACCCAAGAAUCCUCACAAUCCCACAGAUCUCUUUGACUCAGUGACAGACAAUACACAAUCUCCAAAGCUAUUUGUGAUAUUCUUUGAUAAUCAGGCUUACCCAGAAUAUCUCAUAAGUUUCACGCGUUAAAAAUAUUUUUAUCAUCAAAGAGAUGAUUUAUCUGUGAGAACAACAUGCAAUCUUUGUCUUUGCUUUUGGCCUGUUUAAGCAGACAAAAGUUUCCCUUUUAGGUGCUAAAAUGCUGAAAAUUACCUUUUUAAAAUGCUCUAUUGCUGCAAUUUGUAGCAUACCUUUUUUUCUCAGCAAAUUGAUGGGUGGAAGCUAAGAAAUGUAUGGUAAAUGUCACAGUUAGAGCUACAGCUAUUCACAGACACCAAAUCUGUAGGAGAAUAAAAAGCACAUUAUUCUUUUUCUAUCAGAAAAAAACCAAGAUACAUCACCUUAAAGCCCAGAUGACACUGUUCUACUUGGAACAUGUUAAGACAUCGAAUGGUGGCGCGUUAAACUGUACUACUUAAGUGGAGAGGCUACUGUUACGCAUCUGUAACAGCUGGGGAUUUUGCCUUAUUAAGAAAAACCUGUCGAUAGUUCAGCUGAAAUGACUGGAUCACUGAAUAUUAACUCUGUUAUGGAACAAAUCAUAACAGAUUUUACCUGUUUACAUUUCAGGUAAAAAUGUAUAAAAAAAUUACCCCCAAUUUUAGUGACUGAAUCCCACACAGUCUUUGUGGGUCCGGAGUUCAGGUAAGGCCUACCUGGUCAUUCUGCUAGGGUCUCUCUGAACUUAGAGACAAGAUGUCAGGGGGUGUGGUCAUUUGAAGGCUUGUCUGGGCUGGAGGUCUAUUUCUAAGGUGAAUCACUCACAGGUAUUGGCAGUCCUCAGUUCCUCUCCUCACGGGCCUCUCCACAGGCUGCUUGAGUGUCCUCAUGACACAAGAGCUGGCUUACUCCAGAGUGAGCAACUCAAGAGAGAGCAAGGCAGAAGCUACCAAGUCUUUAUGACUGAAGUCAUACACCAUCUUUUCCGCAGUAUCCUAUUGAUUAUUUGGAUCAUCUUGUUCAACCUGGGAGGGAAUUGCACAAGGACAUGAAUACACACUGGCAAGGAUCACUGGGGGCCAGCUUGGAAGCUGUGUGAAUGAGCAAAUGAAUGCACAGAUAGAAUGUUAGCAGCGAAAAUGAUGCUAGAGGUCACCUACCCCACUGUCCUCUUGUCUUUCUCCCCCAGCCCUCCCCUGCUCCCAGGCAAGAAGCCCUCUAGCCUCUGCUAGAUCACUUUCAGCACUCAACAUCUUGAGGGAACCUAUUCCACUGUGGGACAGUGUUAAUUAGUGGAAAACUCUUUUUUUCAAAAGUUGAAAUCAGUUCCUCUAUGUCUAUUACCUGCUGAUCACUGUCCAGACUUCUGGAGGACACAGAACAAGUUUUAUUCCUCUUACCGAUGGUAGCCUUUCAGAUUCAUCCCUUCCCUCCAGUAUAUUAGAGUUAUGUAAAUUCUUAAAAUGCCUAGCAGUUUAUUUAUCCUGAAGCAUCACUUUUGAAAAGUUACAGACAUUUAAGAAGUAUUUAUAUUAUCAUAAAUAAAUUACAUGUGCAUUUAAAAAGGACAGAAGAGUAUAAAGAAAAAUAUCUCACCAAACUCAUUCAUAAUUCCAGCACUAAGGGAAAACCACUGCCAAUUUCUCAUGUUCUCCCUUCCAGUUUCUUCUCUGUCCAAAUUCAACAAAGUCAAAAUCACAUUUUGUUCAGUCAUGAAUCAUAUGAUAUUAUUUCUACCAUUUUUCAUUUAACAUUACAAGUUGUUCUCCUGUGUUAUUUUUUCUGUACACAUAAUUUUAAUGGCAGAGUUAUUCUGCUUUAUAUCUUUUCCCUAUUUUUAUGUAUAUAGA